Molecule: messenger RNA, 3380 nt
Organism: Sciurus carolinensis (gray squirrel)
Lineage: Eukaryota; Metazoa; Chordata; Mammalia; Rodentia; Sciuridae
Gene: Nr4a1
Product: nuclear receptor subfamily 4 group A member 1
Exons: 10
Coding region: 1041-2837 (598 amino acids)
Biological process (GO): regulation of transcription by RNA polymerase II; cellular response to corticotropin-releasing hormone stimulus
Cellular component (GO): transcription regulator complex; nucleus
Molecular function (GO): zinc ion binding; nuclear receptor activity; nuclear glucocorticoid receptor binding
Source: RefSeq, a predicted model, not a curated record
GAGUCAGCCCCGACUGCGACAGCCAACGCUUUCGCUCCGCAGCCCGCCAAGGGUGGGGUUUGGCCCGCGAGGGGCGCUGGAAGUGGCCAGGCCAGAGAAAUUCCUUCCAUUUCCCCGCCGGCUGCGGGGAACGGGUUCCAGGAGCUCCGGAUCCCGGCUGCCAGCAGACCCAGCCCGGAGGGACCGGCAGCGUGCCCUGCAACCCUUCGUGGGACUGAGGGGAGCGUCCGAAUCCGGGGAGGGUCCCAUGGAUUCGGGUCGCCGUUGGGGUCUGGACUCGGUCCGUGUCCCCGCAGCCCUUUCUCUCCUGACAGUGGCUUUACACUUGGGAAGAGCGGUACUUCCAGAGUGUGGUCGGAGUUGAGGGCAAGGCGCAACUCCUCCUUAACUUGGGCACAUUCGGUUUUUAUGCCCGUUUUCCAUAGGUUUCAUAGGAAGGCUGCCGAGGUGAUUUAAAUGAUUUUUAAUUUGGGUUGGGGCUAUUAUCAUGGGCAUUUUGGGAAAACGCAGGCCGAGCCAUGGUAGGUAGAUUCUCAACAUGUAUAUCCAGAGAUGGAUACAGACUGCUGUGGGACCCCACGGCUUGAUCCUAGAUCUACUCCAAGUAACAUUUUAGAUCAGUGACUGGGAUACGGCCUACAAAGGAAGCCUGCUGACUCUAGUGACCAGAGAUGGGAGGAAUGACAAGUGUACAGUUCGAUAAAAUCAAGACUCUAGACGAUGGUGUCUGGGCAGAAGGAUGGGCCAAGACCAACAAGAUGAAUGUGACUGAUGAGAAGAGUUGAGGCCCGUUCUGGAGUGCCAGGGAUGGAAACCAGGGCCUCAUGCAUGCCAUGCACAAGCGCUUUACCACUAAGCCCAAGAGAUUAUGUAAUUUACCCAGGGGGCCUCCACCAUGGACAGAGGCCAGCCCCAGCCCCCCCCUGGUAGCCCGGCUCCUUCUGCCAGGCCCUGAAGGCCGAGGGAAUGGUGUGAGUGUCACCAUUCCAUCCAGAGUGGAUCUCUGAGGGUUGGAGCAGAUCCAGAAGAGAAAAACUGAGAUGCCCUGUAUCCAAGCCCAAUAUGGGACACCAGCACCAAGCCCAGGACCCCGUGACCACCUCCCAAGCGAUGCCCUGACCCCUGAGCUCAGCAAGCCCACCAUGGACCUGGCCAGCCCUGAGGCGGCCCCGGCGGCCCCCACUGCCCUGCCCAGCUUCAGCACCUUCAUGGACGGCUACACGGGAGAGUUUGAUACCUUCCUCUACCAGCUGCCUGGGACAGCCCAGCCAUGUUCCUCGGCCUCCUCCUCCGCUUCCUCCACAUCCUCAUCCUCGGCCACCUCCCCUGCCUCUGCUUCCUUCAAGUUUGAGGACUUCCAGGUGUACGGCUGCUACCCUGGCACCCUGAGUGGCCCACUCGAUGAGACCUUAUCCUCCAGUGGCUCUGACUACUAUGGCAGCCCCUGCUCUGCCCCAUCGCCAUCCACACCCAGCUUCCAGCCACCCCAGCUCUCUCCCUGGGAUGGCUCAUUUGGCCACUUCUCCCCCAGCCAGACUUACGAAGGCCUGCGGGCAUGGACAGAGCAGCUGCCCAAGGCCCCUGGGCCCCCGCAGCCACCGACCUUCUUCUCUUUCAGUCCUCCCACUGGUCCUAGUCCCAGCCUGGCCCAAAGCUCCCUGAAGUUACUCCCCUCACAGGCCACACACCAGCUGGGGGAAGGAGAGAGCUAUUCCAUGCCAGUGACUUUCCCAGGCCUGGCACCCACUUCCCCACACCUGGAUGGCCCAGGGAUGCUGGAUGUGCCUGUGACCUCAACCAAGGCCCGGAGCGGGGCUCCAGGUGGAAAUGAGGGCCGCUGUGCUGUGUGUGGGGACAAUGCUUCGUGCCAGCAUUACGGUGUCCGCACCUGUGAAGGCUGCAAGGGCUUCUUCAAGCGCACAGUGCAGAAAAGCGCCAAGUACAUCUGCCUGGCAAACAAGGACUGCCCUGUGGACAAGAGGCGGCGGAACCGCUGCCAGUUCUGCCGCUUCCAGAAGUGCCUGGCUGUGGGCAUGGUGAAAGAAGUUGUCCGGACAGACAGCCUGAAGGGGCGGCGGGGCAGGCUGCCUUCAAAACCCAAGCAGUCCCCGGAUGCCUCCCCUGCCAAUCUCCUUACCUCCCUUGUCCGGGCACACCUGGACUCAGGGCCCAGCACUGCAAAACUGGACUACUCCAAGUUCCAGGAGCUGGUGCUGCCCCACUUCGGGAAGGAAGAUGCUGGUGAUGUGCAGCAGUUCUACGACCUGCUGUCGGGUUCGCUGGAGGUUAUCCGCAAGUGGGCAGAGAAGAUACCUGGCUAUGCUGAGCUGUCUCCGGGCGACCAGGACCUGUUGCUGGAGUCGGCCUUCUUGGAGCUCUUCAUCCUCCGCCUGGCCUACCGGUCUAAGCCAGGCGAGGGGAAGCUCAUCUUCUGCUCAGGCCUGGUGCUGCAUCGGCUGCAGUGUGCCCGUGGCUUUGGCGACUGGAUCGACAGUAUCCUGGCCUUCUCACGGUCCCUGCACAGCUUGGUAGUUGAUGUCCCUGCCUUUGCCUGCCUCUCUGCUCUCGUCCUCAUCACCGAUCGGCAUGGGCUACAAGAGCCACGGCGGGUGGAGGAGCUGCAGAACCGCAUUGCCAGCUGCCUGAAGGAGCACAUGGCGGCCAUAGCCGGUGAGCCCCAGCCAGCCAGCUGCCUGUCUCGUCUUCUGGGCAAAUUGCCUGAGUUGCGAACCCUGUGCACCCAGGGCCUACAGCGCAUUUUCUACCUCAAGCUGGAGGACUUGGUGCCCCCUCCACCCAUUGUUGACAAGAUUUUUAUGGACACACUGCCCUUCUGAUUCCAACCCUGAACGCGCAUGCACAUGCGUGCUCUUAUGCCACCCCACGUGCCUUUAGCCCACGGAUCCCCAGAGCACCCCCAUAGCCUGGGCUCAAACUGCAGACUGACCCACCUCCUCACCUGCUCCAGGAGGUCAACAGAGAGCUCAAGCCCUGUGGGAGGGGGAUGCAUUCAUGGGGGUGACCCCACUGUCUUAUUCCCCCAGCCCAACCCUGGCCUUCAUGUUUUUUGUAAGAUAAAACAUUUUUAACACUUGCCUCUGUGCUGUAAAUAAGCUUAAUGCUGCUGUAAAUACAGGAAGGAAGAGGUUAAGUGGGGGUUGGGAAGAAGGGAUGGGGCCCCCAUCUGCCUGGGCAAGCCUUUCCAAGCCCUUUCUUCCCACCCUCCUUCCACAUGUACAUAAACUGUCACUUGAGGAAGAAGACAAAUGACAGAUUCUGACAUUUAUAUUUGUGUAUUUUUCCUGGAUUUAUAGUAUGUGACUUUUCUGAUUAAUAUAUUUAAUAUAUUGAAUAAAAAAUAUACAUGUAGCUGAAAUUGA